AUGAUUUCCUGCAGGGACUGCCGGCCCAGCAGAUGUGUGACCUUCAGCGGAGACGGGACCCUCUUUGGUUGGUGUAACGGACAAAAUGUCUCCAUCGUGAACCCCUCAGAUGGCGCUGUGGUGUCGACCUUUGACCUCCCGAAGACAGCCCUGCUGGAGUUUUCUCCACUCAACAACAUCCUGGUUACCUGGCAACUGUACACGAAGACUCAGGACAGUCCUCAGGGGGAAGCCAACCUCCAGCUGUGGGAGCUGCGCAGCGGACGACUCAUCAAAGCCCUCUAUCAGAAGAAGGUGGAGUCGUGGUGUCCCAGCUGGUCUGAAGACGAGAAGAUCUGCGUGAGGAUCGUCAACAACGAGCUGCACUUCUACGAGGACAACGACUUUGACUCCAUCGCCAACAAGCUCCACAUGCAGAAGGUGUCCGACUUCGCGCUGUCGCCUGGAGGUCAGCCCAGCAAGGUCGCCGUCUACGUCCCGGGCAGCAAAGGAGCUCCUUCGUUCGUCCGCCUGUAUCAGUACCCGGCGUUUGGAGGGCCGACUGCUGCGCUCGCCAACAAGAGCUUCUUCAAGGCUGACCGAGUGACGAUGCAGUGGAACAGGAAAGCCUCGGCCGUGCUGGUGACGGCGAGCACUGAAGUGGAUAAAACUGGCGCGUCGUACUAUGGAGAGCAGACGCUGCAUUACCUCGGCGUUAACGGAGAGACGGCGCUGGUCCAGCUGUCGAAGAACGGCCCAAUCUACGACGUGGCGUGGAGUCCAAGCUCCGCCGAGUUCUGCGUGGUGUAUGGCUUCAUGCCGGCCAAAGCCACCGUCUUCAACCUCAAAUGUGACGCCGUCUACGACUUUGGGACCGGGCCGCGAAACUCAGCGUACUACAGCCCUCAGGGCCACAUCCUGAUCCUGGCCGGCUUCGGUAACCUGCGAGGUCAGAUGGAGGUCUGGGAUGUGAAGAACUACAAACAGGUGUCCAAACCUCAGGCGCCGGACGCCACUCAUUUCUCCUGGUGUCCCGAUGGCGAGCAUAUCGUCACGGCGACCUGCUCUCCUCGGCUGCGGGUCAGUAACGGUUAUAAGAUCUGGCACUACGCCGGCGCCGUGCUUCAGCAAUGGGACGUGGCGGCCGGCUCGGAGCUGUGGGAGGUGCGCUGGCAGUCGCUCCCCGACGGCAGCUUCCCCGAGCGACCAAUCAAGUACCAGGCGGCGCCCAGCCAGCUGGGGUCCACACAGGCCCCGCCCACACAGGCGUACCGGCCUCCUGCACUGAGACACCUGCCCGCCACGCCCAGCUCCAAACUGCACGAGGACGAGCCGCCUCAGGACCUUCGUCCCGGAGCGUCGGGAGAGAAGAGUCUCUCUAAGUCUGCUCUGAAGAACCAGAGGAAGCGAGAAGCGAAGAAGGCGGCGAAGCAGGAGACGAAACCAGAACCAGAACCUCCCACUGACCCCGCCGCUGUCACUAACAGCCAAUCAGAGGCAAGCAUCGGUGACCCAGAGGUGGAAAAGAAGAUCAAGAACUUGAAGAAGAAACUGAAGGCCAUCGAGGAGCUGAAGGAGCAGCAGGCGUCGGGGAAGGUCCUGCAGAAGAACCAGGUGGAGAAGAUCCAGAAGGAGGAGCAGCUGCUGAAGGAGCUGCAGGAGCUGCAGAUCGGACAGUAGGAGGUCCCUGGGAGCUACAGACCACGCCUCCCACCCUGCAGAACACAGAGGGACGUCUGUGAAUGAGUUUUUAGUUGAGGGGCGGGGCUUAUCUGACAGGUGUGGCAUGCCUGCAGAGGGUUAAACCGAGUGGAUGUUUGUUCCUUAUGUUCACGCCCUGCCUGUGGCUGCGAGCGGCGAGCGCUGUCUCAGCUGGAGGUUGUCCAGUAAUAAACUUUGUAACAGAUCAUGA
Neolamprologus brichardi is the source of this 1891-nucleotide messenger RNA. NCBI's taxonomy places the organism in Eukaryota, Metazoa, Chordata, Actinopteri, Cichliformes, Cichlidae. The record is from RefSeq and is a predicted model, not a curated record.